This is a messenger RNA of Aspergillus uvarum CBS 121591, 1402 nucleotides long. Its product is annotated as TIM-barrel enzyme family protein. Bases 101 to 934 code for a protein of 277 amino acids. The transcript is spliced from 3 exons. The record is from RefSeq and is a predicted model, not a curated record. NCBI's taxonomy places the organism in Eukaryota, Fungi, Ascomycota, Eurotiomycetes, Eurotiales, Aspergillaceae. Gene Ontology annotation, molecular function: catalytic activity.
CUCCCCUCUUUAACGGUGCCCCUCCACCCCUCCCAGUUUCCUUUCCACCGUCGUUUGUCUGCCAACGAAUCUUCUCUGCUCAAACGACAAUCCAACGAAAAUGCGCCCAACAACCCGACAAGAAGUCCUCGCGCGUUUGCGCAAGACCAUCGCCGACGGCUCCAUCAUCGUCGGCGCCGGAGCUGGAAUUGGGCUCUCCGCCAAAUUCAUCGAAAAAGGCGGCGCCGACCUGAUCCUAGUCUACAACUCAGGCCGGUUCCGCAUGGCCGGCCGGGGGUCGUUGGCGGGCAUGAUGCCCUACUCCGAUGCCAACGCGGUCGUAGUCGACAUGGCCUCCGAAGUCCUCCCCAUCGUCGAAAACACCCCCGUCCUGGCGGGAGUCUGCGGCACCGACCCCUUCCGCGACAUGCGGCCGUUCCUGCAGCACCUGCGCUCGCUGGGCUUCGUGGGCGUCCAGAACUUCCCGACGGUCGGCCUGAUCGACGGCAAGUUCCGGGCCAACCUGGAGGAAACGGGGAUGGGGUACGAGCGCGAGGUGGCGAUGAUCCGGCUGGCGCACGAGCUGGAUCUGGUGACGACGCCGUACGUGUUCAACGUGGACGAGGGCGAGCGCAUGGCGCGCGCGGGCGCGGAUGUGAUUGUCGUGCAUCUUGGGUUGACGACUUCGGGGACGAUCGGGGCGCAGACGAGUUUAUCGUUGGAUGAGAGUGUGGCCGUCGUUCAGGCGGUGCGGGAUGCAGUGGUGAAAAUCAAUGAGGAGGUCAUUGUGUUGUGUCAUGGGGGCCCGGUGGCCAGUCCGGACGAUGCGCAGUAUGUCUUGGGGAAGGUCAAGGGCGUACAUGGGUUCUUCGGGGCGAGUAGUAUGGAGCGGUUGCCGGUGGAGAGGGCGAUUGAGGAGAAUGCGAGGCGGUUCAAGGGGGUGAAGUUGGGGUAGCUUUGGUUUGGGCGUUGGAGUGAGGCUGGAUGGUUUUGUUGUUGUUGAGUAUAAUGUGCUUGCUGUAGGUAUGUCUGGAGGUGUUAACUUGAUGUAUGGAUGGAGUAGUUACUGUGGAUGGAGAUGGAGAUGUGCCGCCGGAGUGUGCCCGAUUGGGGAAUUUCCCGGCGUAUACUUGGUGAGUACGAGACUAGGUAGCAUCGCAAGUGGAGAUCUUCAGCAUCCAGCUGAUCAACAACAAUUAUCCGGAGGUACAUACCAUCCAGAGCACUGGACGAACAAAUUAACCGUGAUGAGUUAGUCAACUCAAUCGGCAAAGUAUAUCAAUUGCUGCAGCCAGACAGAGUCUUGACUUUCUCCCCUCACUUCCCCCGCUACACCUUUCAACAGCACAGCACACCCCCCCUCCCUUCAAAAUGUCGGGCAUUCUCGCAGGCAAACUCGCCAUCAUCACCGGCGGAUCGCGGG